AAAUAAAUGAGGGGUCAAUCGAGUUCAAAAUGGAGUUAAGGAGAUGGAGCAAAUGAAAUGUCUAUGAUGUUUCUUCUGAAUAACACACUUCAGCACUAGGAUACAUCUUUCAGAACAUUAUGUGUACCCUCUUCAAUAGUUAGUGAAGAAUUCUGGAUUAUUAAAAAAAAUCAAAAUGCCACGUAAACGACGAAGAGAUAAAUCUGAAGUCAGUUGCUGUAUCAAAUAUCUGAUGUUCGGAUUUAAUGUGCUAUUUUGGUUUAUUGGUGCAGGACUUCUAGGAAUAGGAUUAUGGGCAUGGACAGAAAAGGACAUGUUUCAGAAUAUCAGUAAAUUAACAAACAUUGCUCUGGACCCAGCUCUAUUAUUCAUUAUAUCUGGUGGUGUUAUGUUUAUAAUUGGGUUUGCUGGCUGUAUUGGAUCACUCAGGGAGAAUUCAUGUCUACUUUUAUUUUUUAUGAUAGCAGUUGGUUUGAUAUUUUUUAUUGAGUUACUAUUGGGAAUAUUAGGAUUUGUUUAUAAAGAUUGGGUAAAGGAUCAGAUACAAGGACAAGUACAGAAUAUGAUAGUUAAUUAUAGAGAAGAUGAUGAUCUACAGAAUCUUGUAGACUGGGUUCAGAGAGAUUGGCUACAUUGUUGUGGAGUGUAUGCAUAUAAUGACUGGCAGAGUAAUAUGUAUUUCAACUGUUCAUCACCAGGUGUUGAAGCUUGUGGGGUGCCAUUUUCAUGUUGUCAACCUACUGAUGAUGUGAUUAAAAAUCGACAUUGUGGAUAUGAUAUGCUUAGAUCAUCACAUGAUUAUCACAGGACGACUAAAAUUUAUACAUUAGGUUGUAUACCAUCUGGAGAGAAGUGGUUAGAAUCUAAUCUAAUACCAGUAGCUGGAGUAGCUGUAGGAAUAGCAUUACUGCAGAUACUAGGAAUUUGUUUUGCUCAAAACUUACGAAGUGAUAUACAAGCACAGCGAGCUAAAUGGCACUACUGACAAUUAAUGGGUGGUGUACAAGCCAAUGUGCCAGUUACACCGGUUUGAAUGGAAAUCUCUCAUUACGUUUUUUUUUUCUUUAGUGACUGUAACUUUUUAACACAGUGAAAAUAUAUAGAAAAAACUACAUGUAAACAAUUAUUAUAGAUAAUUAGUAUUCAAAAUGGAAAAUUUAACACAAGAACCUCAUUCAGUACAAACCCAUACCACUUUAAAUUUUGAAAUUGGUAUAGAUUAUUUUAAGUUAGGCUUAUUGAUUCUUCCGUUAGAAUAAUAUCCGUUGAACAUCUAGUCUAGUUUGGCUAUUUUUCUUGUGAAACAAUUCUUGUAAUUAUUAUCAUUGUUAUAAAUGACAGUCAUUGUAUAUAUAUAGAGAGAAUGUAUGUAGUUUAUUGUGUACCAUAUGAGUAGGUUUUAAAUAUACUUGUAAAUGUAUCAUUUUCAUGAGACUAUAUCCUUCCUGAAAAGAGGAAUUAUAACUUGAAACAAGUUAUGGGUAACCGCUAUGUAUUUGGUACAUGAACUGCUGAAUUUUUUUUGCCCUCUUUUAUUUUUAACACAAAAACACAUUGCUUUUAGUCUUAUGUAAAUGUACUAUUUUAAUCUUCAUAUGGAACUAAACUACUUAAUCAAAUUAUUGUAUGUUUAUCAUAGUUCACAAGUUGAACAUUGUUAAAGAAAACCAUCAGUAAUUGAAUUCUAAUUAAAACUACACGAAAAUUCAACAUCAACAUUCAAUGAUAAAACUUUAUAGGAAAGCUUAAUUUAUUUUACCAAUAAAAGCUCUUUUAGUACCAUGAACUUUUUUCUAGAAAAAUUUAUUUUUUACUAAAAUGUUAUUUGGUACAAAUUUUAUAAUAUUGUUUUCUGCCAUAUGUGUACAUUCAUGUGUUUAAAAGGUGAAAUCGAAGUCUGCACAAAUUGCUGUGAAAGAUACAGGAAUUUAGUAGAUUGCAUAUCAGUAUGUGUAAGUUUGAUCUCUUGAACAUCUGUAGAAACUGGCUAUUGUGAAACAAUAAAUUAAUGCAUUAAAUGUGAUGUAGCUAAUGAUUGUUAUUGAAAUUAAGAAGAUAAUAAACAGUGAUUAGUGAGAUGGUAGGCCAUACUUGUUAAUAUCUGAUUGAUAAACAAAACUAAUGAUGUAAUUAUCAGAUAUUUAAUCUAUUGGUCACGGCACAUUUUUCUUUAACUAACAAGAUGUCACUCAGCUGUAAUGUUGGAUUUAGUGAUUUGCAUUAAUUUCAAUGUGUACUUGUGUCAUACCUGUUUAGUUUACGUUAAUUUCAUGUUUUACAAUAUAUAUAUACCCAAACAGUUAGUUUGGUAAGAUGUUUUACUCUCUUUAAACAUGAUAUACUUCAAUAUUCAUUCAAUCAGCAUGGUGUCCAUGAUAACUGUUAAAGCUAUAAACACCUGUAAAUAUAUAUAUGAUAUCAUGUAUUGUUUACCUCACUAUACUUACAUGUAGCCAGACACAUUUAUUUAAAACUACAUAUAGUUUUCCUUUUCCAUGAUCUAAUUCUAAAGUUUGUGUCUUUCAAAUUCUAGGGGGAUAUCAUUGAAUCCUUAAACAUACAUUAUGCAAGAGCUAAAUCUGCCAAUUGCAGGUCUUUCUUUAGGCCUGAAAUGUUAUCUUAAUAUUAACAAGCCAACAGUGAGGCUGAUGUCCCCCGCCGAAAUAGGAAAAUAAUUAGAGGACACAUAUAAAUUUAUCACAAAUUAUCUUUUACAAAGUAUUGAACAAUCAAACAGUAUAUCUUUACUUCCAAAGUCUCGACCAAUCAAAUUGCGUAUCGCUCUGCUUACCCUGAGCAGAAAAUGCUCAUUAUCAAACUUAGUCAAGGUAUUACUGUAAUGAAACUAUACACCAAGUUUCAUCAAUCUCACUUAAUUAGAACUAAAGUUAUCGUGUCCCAAAGCAUCAACCAAUCAAAUUGCUUAUCUCUGCUUACCCUAAGCGGAAAAUGCUCAUCUUCGAACUCCAUCAAGGCAUUGACCUAAUCAACACAUACACCAAGUUUGAACAUUCUAGCCCAAUUAGGAAGAGAGUUAUCGUGUCCCAAAGCAUCAACCAAUCAAAUUGCUUAUCUCUGCUUACCCUAAGCGGAAAAUGCUCAUCUUCGAACUCCAUCAAGGCAUUGACCUAAUAAACACAUACACCAAGUUUGAACAUUCUAGCUCAAUUAGGAAGAGAGUUAUUGUGUCCCAAAAAGUGUGACGGACAGACAGACGGACGGACAGACAGACAGACAGACAGACGGACAGACAGACAGACAGACAGACGGACGAACCCAUUUUAAUAGUCCCCUGCUUUCUUCGAAAGGCGGGGGACAAUUAGACUAAUUAACUUAUCCAGACCAUAAUCAACUCUCAAUAGCAUCGUUAACCUGCAAUAUUUACUGUAUUAGAGAACCCAGUCUGCUCUGAUUAAUUAAAAAAACUAAAUAAUCGAGACUAUGUUUUUUUAUCAUACCGACUUUAGUGAUGAUGAUCAAGGCUAGAUCCAAAAUUCCAACUCGGUUCAGAGUUGAUCAAUUUGACUGAAAUUCUCAGUAAAAUUCCCUUUACAUUAUCUAAUUUUUAACUAUUAUAGUAAGAACUACCAGCCCUUUAUCUAAUCUCCUAUAAUGUAUCUUUAAUUUUGUUGUAGCUUACAGAAGUACUUCUUUUUUGAUUUAGGUCAAAAUAAAGUAUCGAAUUGGGUAUAUCUAAUGUCUUAUUUUGAUUAGCGAUGUGGAGCAAGCUCUGUAUGCUUGUUUUGAAAGUAUGAGCAGAAGUUAGCUUGUUUACUAAAUUUGGUUAAAGUGGAACACAAAAUGCUUAUCUAUGGAUGUCAUAUUUUCAACAAAGACAAAUUGUCAUUCAUCAAAUUAACAAAUAAAAUCCAGUGAAAUUGACAAUUUAAUUUUGACCCAAAUCAAAGAGGUUGUGUCAUUUUUAAUAUAAACACUCAAGUAAUUUAUUUGUCUAUUUGAUGAAACAAGCAUGAUGAAUAGAUUUUGCAUAAAUAUCAGUGUUGUAUAUUUCAUAUGAUAUAUUAAUACACAGCCAAAGUGUUGGUACAAUAGCCUAACCUUUUAUUUUAAGACUAGUUGUCAUCUGUAAAGUCAAUCUUUACAAAAUUCAGACAUAUUUAAAGCAAUGUGUAAAUAAUACUCUAAAAACAUAAAAUGUAAUAUAUUUUCUCAAGUUCUAAUUGCUGUAACGAUUGAUCUUUUUCUAAAAAAAUGUUUUAAUGAGAUCUAUUGAAAAGUUUGUGUUUUGUAAGUCAAUCAAAAGAAAAAAACAUUAAAAUCUAGUGACUUUUUCACAUCUGUUACUCAGGAUACAUGUACUUAAUGUUGUCUUGUAGAUAAGUAAUAGAAGGUCUUACUUAACAAAUUAUAUUUUCAUAACCAAUAGUGUCUGCAUGUUCAUAAAUGUAUUGUAAUAUGUCAGUUUAUCAAGCAUCAUUUUAAUUUUAUUAUUAGAUAAUUUUUGUGUUCCUAAACUGUUUUAACAGUCUUGUUUCAUUCAUAACCUGUUGAAUAUGAUUUUCAAAGUGAGAAACUAGUAAACAACAGUAAUUGUUAACAUGGUGAAUUAUCCAGGUAGGAAUAUAAUUGAAAUACACCAAAGAUCAAAUAUCAUUAUUAUUAAUAAUUGUGUUCACAUAUUUGUUAUCAGUCAUGAAUUCACUGGGACAGGCACAGAGAGCUUUUAAAUGGUUGUUUUUAUAUACCAAUUCACCGCCCAUUUAAUUAUUCAUAUCAAGUUUUUGAACUAUUUAUCAACAUUAUUUAUUCUUUGGAAAGUGACUUAAAAUAGACAUAAAAUAACUGGCCAAACCUAAAAGGGUGUGUGGACAUCCAACCCUUGGAUAUUAACAGUAAAGUUAACAGAAUCUCUUUUGGUUUCUCCUGUAGUGUAUGUGAUAUUCUUUGAUUUUUUUUAGAAGAAUUGUUAGUGCUAAUUAUAUUCUAGUACAUGUGAAUUUUUAGUCACCCUUUUAUCCUUGUCAUCACCAUUAUAUAUAUAUAUAUACACUUGACUUCAAUUUCUUGUCAUGUUGUAUCUCUAUUUAUUACCACAUUGUUUUUAUUCUAACUCACAUCUGUUAAAAUGCUGUUAUAAUUUUGCUUAAAGUACGGAAAUACUCAUAUAAAUAAAUUGUAGGCCUACUUAGGUUUUUUUUUUCUUGUGGGAGACUUUUAUAUUCAGUUUAUUUAUAAGAUCAUUUAAUCAUUCAUUUAAUAAAGAAAUAAGACCUU
Patella vulgata (common limpet) is the source of this 5235-nucleotide messenger RNA. Its product is annotated as tetraspanin-5. Gene Ontology annotation, cellular component: membrane. Bases 176 to 985 code for a protein of 269 amino acids. Gene Ontology annotation, biological process: protein maturation; protein localization to plasma membrane. The transcript is spliced from 7 exons. The record is from RefSeq and is a predicted model, not a curated record. NCBI's taxonomy places the organism in Eukaryota, Metazoa, Mollusca, Gastropoda, Patellidae.